GUAGACUACGAGCUGCAUAUAAUUUAAUUGAAAAUGGAAUUGAUGCCUUGAUUGCUCGUGGCGGUGAUGGUACAUUAACUGGUGCUGAUACUUUAAGAUCUGAAUGGCCUGAUUUAACAAAAGAACUGAUCCAGACUGGUGAAUUAACUAAAGAAGUCGCUCCACAUGUGAAUCUCACUAUCGUUGGUAUUGCUAUUGAUAACAUUUCAUCUACGGCAUUUAGCCAUUCUCGUGCUUUUGUCAUUGAAGUAAUGGGAAGACAUU
Messenger RNA from Racocetra persica, 264 nucleotides. The record is from the annotation of a GenBank genome assembly. Lineage: Eukaryota; Fungi; Glomeromycota; Glomeromycetes; Diversisporales; Gigasporaceae.